AAACCAGAGAGGAAGAGGAACGACCGGGCUUGCACGUUUCCAAUGGCAUUACGUGAACAAAUAAGAGAAUCCGUCUGCCAGAAUGGGCUUGUGUAACUUUGCAAAUGUGCCAGAAACUUUGAAAUCCCUCAUCUCCUCCCCCUUUCCGCCCUUCCUCCAAUUCUCUCCCUCUCUCCCACUGCUUCAUUCCAGACUUCAGCGAAAGCGAGGACGAGGCGAAGGCUGCUCCUCCUCCCCAAUCCCAUCUCGCUGCAAAAGAAAGCACUGGGAGGAAAAGAAAGAGAACGAGGUGGGCUCGCUCGCUUUGCGCAAAAUAAGUCGGAGGUCUGCAGCUGGGAAAGGAGAAGAGGAAAGCCGCCAACUGCUCCUUUUGACCUAACAGAAUAAGAGUGUUGGGAGGGACCUUGGAGCGCGCUCCCCUUCCCUAGUCCUGCAGUGUCGUCGAGUGGAGUUCCCGCUCGCUUGUGAGAGACCCACGCCGUCGCCAUGCGCCUCCAUUCCCGGACUCCGCUUCUCCUGGGCCUUGCCCAGCUGCAAGCGUGUUUCUAUUGGAGUUGCCUGCUGUGGCUGCCGGCGGACGGGAUGCCACCGAGGAAUCCGCCGCCCCCUCCUCCCGCCGUCUGGAGGCAGCGGAUUCAAUGGGAGAACAACGGGCAGGUGUACAGCCUCCUCAGCGUCGGCUCCCAGUAUCAACCCGCGCGUCGUAGGGUCAGCCAGGAGCCCGCGCAAGGCGGCCACGUUUUGCUCCUCAGGGGCAACGACACUUCUCCUCGCAGGGCGCCGGGAAGCGCCGCAGGCAGAGGCGCCACUGCCACCCGAAAACCGGAGGCGCAGUACUGGUUCCAAGCCGGCUACGAGCAACCGUCCGACAGAAAUGGCACGGACGGGGGCCGAGACGGAGCGCAAGGGAGCCCCGCGGAGCGCGCCCCCGCCAGGACGGGCAAUGAGACUGGCUUUACUCUAAGCAAUCUCCGGCAGCCGCCCCGCGGAGACGUCAUGGUGGGGGACGACCCGUACAACCCGUACAAGUACACGGACGACAACCCUUAUUAUAACUACCAUGAUACCUAUGAGCAGCCCCGACAGAGAGGCCGCUACCGACCGGGGUACGGCACCGGCUAUUUUCAAUACGGGUUGCCAGAUUUAGUGCCAGAUCCUUAUUACAUUCAAGCAGCCACUUAUGUCCAAAAGACGUCUAUGUACAACCUGAGGUGUGCUGCUGAAGAGAAUUGUCUAGCUAGCUCAGCUUACAGAUCAGAUGUUAGAGACUAUGAUAACCGAGUACUUCUGAGAUUUCCACAGAGAGUGAAAAAUCAAGGUACAUCAGAUUUCUUACCAAGCCGACCACGAUACUCAUGGGAAUGGCACAGCUGUCAUCAACAUUACCAUAGCAUGGAUGAAUUCAGUCAUUAUGACUUACUUGAAGCAAGCUCACACAGUAGAGUAGCUGAAGGACACAAAGCAAGUUUUUGUCUUGAAGACACUUCUUGUGACUAUGGAUACUAUAGGCGAUUUGCAUGUACAGCCCAUACACAGGGGCUGAGUCCUGGUUGUUACGAUACCUACAAUGCUGAUAUAGACUGCCAGUGGAUUGAUAUUACAGAUGUUAAACCUGGAAAUUACAUUUUAAAGGUUAGUGUCAACCCUAGUUACUUGGUACCGGAAUCAGACUAUUCCAACAACAUUGUACGUUGUGAUAUCCGUUACACAGGCCAUCAUGCAUAUGCCUCUGGAUGUACAAUCUCCCCAUAUUAGGAUGAAAGAAAAUUGGUUUACUGAUACCCAAGGUUUGGAGAUGCAUUUAUUUUAUAAACUGAAUAGGAUGUAAACACUUUUGAAAAAUGAGAAGAAGGACCAGAAAAUAUAUUCAAAGAAUUUUAAUCUGACUCUGAAGCAUUAAGAACUUCUUCAAAAUGAAAUGCUUGUUUGAUUCAGCUAUUCAGCUUUUGAAGCCAGUGAGACAAUGGUACUCUAUAGAAAGAAUAAUGAAUUCUAAAGGAAGUUAACCUACUUAUAUAAAUAUCUUUUCCAUUGACUACUGGAAAUCAGUAUAUUUGAAAGUGCUUCUUAGAAAUAUAAAGGGUGCUAGCAUAAGCAGAUAUCCAAAGAGCUGCUUUCAAUUUCAUUGGAUGGUUGAGGCAUGUCUAAUGGGAGUUUAAACAUUUAUGUUUAAAUAACAGUAGGCCCAUUGCUACAUAGUAUCAUGAAAAUCUUCUAAAAUCUUUUUGCAAUAUUUUUUGUUACCAACAGCCAAUGGUACUAGUGUCCAAAUCCUCUGGGAUUAUAGAGUAAUUUCAUAAUUCUUUGAUAUGCAGUCGUAUAAUACUGAUUGUGAAAAGUAUAGGAAGGAACUCUAGUUGUGGAACAAAUUGGUAGGGAAGAUGAAGCUUCCACAAAUACCAAAGCUUUGUUUUUUUGUCUAAUAGAUACAAAAGUAGGCUUCAUUUUAAAGGAAAGAUUUAUGCUUAAAAUCCGAUUACAUAUAAAAUGAUUCUAUUUUUAAAGCAUUAGCAGGCAAAUAAUCUUAAACCAAAAAGUAUAUCAGUAUUUUAAUACAUUACUUAGAAUAUUAAAACACCAGAUUUGCCUAUUUCCAGUGCUUCUUGCAGUCUGCUUUGCAUUUUCUCUCCCCCCACCUUCCCUCAACUGGAAAGAGUUUCAAUUACAGAUGUUGGAAAGAUUUUGAAUUACAGAUGUUUAGAAACCACUUCCCAUGAAUUGGACUUGGAUAACAGAUUGAAAAUGAUAUAUUUUUACCAGAAAAAAAAAAAGACUGAGCUCAUAAGCUUUAUGUUAUGCUUUAUGUUGUGUUCCAUUAUAAAAUCUACAGUUUCUAGCUACAUAAAAAAACAAACAAACAAAAAAAAAACCCAUUCAGGUGAAGUCAUAAAAUGAGCCUUACCCAGAUUUGUCUCUGUACCUCAUGAACAUAUAAGAAAAUGUUCUUCUAAAAUAUUUGUUUAGAAAAUCAAAAUGAAUUAUUUUAUAUAUACGUGAAAGCACGGAUGUGCUCAUAUGAACAUAUACUCAAGCCUGUAAGUACCUGCAUCAGUCAGGUAUUAUACAAUCUUGGAAAUAAAGUUGUAGUUCAAAUUUCUACUUAGGAUAUUACAUAGAGCAAACCAAAUUUGAACCACGGUUAAUUGUACUAAGGAAUAGUAGUUCAACUACUAUUGAGAGAUUGAAAUUUUUCCUCAAAAUGGGUAUAUAAAUCCUCGUUCACUGAAUCAUCUUGACAUAGAAUUCUUAAAUUGCGAUAUACAUGCUAUUAUAUGACAUGUAACAUUUGGAAUAUAUGAAAUAAUUUUUUGUGGAAAGAUUUUAUAGUUUGAAUCCCAAACAUUUGGGUGUUUUUUAACUCAUUGUCCAGUUUCUGUGACGAGAUUCCAUUCUAGAGCAAAUUUCCCUAAAUCUGCUCUGGAACACCUAUGACUGCAUUGUAAAAAAUUAGCAAUUUACCGUCAUCCAAUGAGCACUAUAAUUUGUUCCAUCCAUUUAGAUUAAGCAUUUAUUCUAUCAUUCAAGCAACAUGCCCACAAGUCUGGACAAAAUCACAGGACUGGAUCCUUCCUAUCAGUAGUGGGUUUCAAAUUUUUUUUACUACUGGUUCUGUGGGUGUGGCAUGGCUUGGUGGGCAUGGCAGGGGAAAGAUACUGUAAAAUCUCCAUUCCCACCCCCCUCCAGGGGAAAGAUACUGUAAAAUCUCCAUUCGGCUCCAUGAGCUGAGCUGGCACAGUGGUUAGAGUGCAGUACUGCAGCUACUUCAGCUGACUGCUAGUUCAGCAGAUCAGCGGAUCAAAUCUCAUCGGCUCAAGGUUGACUCAGCCUUCCAUCCUUCCGAGGUGGGUAAAAUGAGGACCCAGAUUGUUGGGGGCAAUAUGCUAUUUAGUGUCUUUGGUGUAAGCCGCCAAGAAUCCUCGGAGAGUGGGCGGCAUAGAAAUAUGAAUAAUAAAAAUAAAUAAAAUAUAAAUUCCCACCCCAAUCCAGAGGAAGGUUACUGCAAAAUCCCCAUUUCCUCCCAAUCAGCUGGGACUUCGGAGACAGAGAAUAGAUGGGGGCGGGACCAGUCAGAAUUUUUAGUACCGUUCUCUGAACUACUCAAAAUUUCCACUAUCGGUUCUCCAGAACUGGUCAGAACCUGCUGAAACCCACCUCUGCUUCCUAUCCACUUGUCAAGGCCGCCUCAUCUUUUUGAUAGAUGUUGAACUGCCAGUCCUGAUCAUAUUCUCAACCAUACAUAAACAUAUGUUGCACUAUUAUGUCAACCACUUGAAUACCUAAACUCGUUUUUAAAAAAAACCCAGACUUUUGUAGCAAGGAACUGUAACUGGUAUUGUGACACUAGUAACUACUUAGAGGACACUCCCUCAGGAAAGUUGCUGAUCUUCUCUCUAGUAAAGUAAAAGAUAGUUGGCCUGACAAUUGAGUAACUUUGCCAUAUAGGAUCACAAUGUAUAAGAUGCAUUUUUCUUAUGAUAAAACCAUAUUUUCAUGUCUAAACAUAGAGUAUCUGUUAUUUAUUAUGUGAACAGAAGGUCUGUGUAGAAUCCAGAAAAAGGCCUGAAUAGAAAAGGAUACUAUUUUGUGAAGGAUGGGAUGCUGUCAUUUAAGAAUUUUUGUUGACCCUAAAUCAUUUUUCUUAUCAACUUGGCCACUCAACUGGAAGAAACGUUGAAUGUGGCAAAGGUCACAGGAGUGUUCCACAUUGUGAGGUUGACCCAUCUAUGUGACUCACUAAAAACAAAAUCUUUGCUGUGCCAAAUACUUCAUAAUGCACUACAUUAAAAUAUUUUUUUUAAAUGACAAACUAAUAAUGGAAAUUUCUAUACAUUCCUAUCAUUUCAAGCUGGAUAUAACUGAGGUUUUAUACUCAUUUCAUUAAAAGUGGUCUAUCCUGUGAUUUUCAACACAUUUUCACACUCUACAAAUUACAAAGGUGCUUAUGUAUUUAACUUGAACUGAAAAAAGUAAAUCUUAUUUUCCCAAAAACUUUAAAAUCUAAACAUCUUUCUAUGAAGUAAUUUAUAAUUAAUCAUACACUAACAUUGUAUUCUUCACAGAACUUCCAUAUUCUUGUACUGUUUGCAAAUUUAUGUGAAAAUGACAAAUAAAAAUGUUUCAAAUGCU
Molecule: messenger RNA, 5127 nt
Organism: Pantherophis guttatus
Lineage: Eukaryota; Metazoa; Chordata; Lepidosauria; Squamata; Colubridae
Gene: LOX
Product: lysyl oxidase
Biological process (GO): peptidyl-lysine oxidation; collagen fibril organization
Molecular function (GO): copper ion binding; protein-lysine 6-oxidase activity
Source: RefSeq, a predicted model, not a curated record